AUGGGUGGUAAUGAUGGCUCGAAUAGUGAAGAUGAAUUGUAUUGGGAUAUAACCGAUAAUCCACGUCCAAUAGAUUUAAUAACUUAUGUGAAUUAUCUGGAUCCUUUUAAUGCUUAUCCAUUAUCAAAUCAAAUGUGUCUAUCUUACUGUGAUAAUGAUGGUAUUUGUAUUAACGAUAAUGAGAAAAAUCCAUUAAAUUAUUCGUAUUUGGCCAGCUUUAUAACAACGAUACACAGUCUAUUUAAUUAUCAAAUAAUAAAUGAUUCACGUAUAAAUGGUCGCACUUGGUGUGUAAUUACUUUUCGAAAUAAAUAUUUAGAAAUAUAUAAUUCAAUAAUAUACAUCAUGCAUUUUGUUACACCGUUUACAAUCAAUUUGUCAUCAGCAUUUAUAAUAAUAGUUCGUUCAUCAAAAAUAAAAUCCAUAGUAAUUAUAUUAACAUCUUACAACAGUAAAUUGAUGCUUAUAAGCAUUUAAUUAUAAAUCCAAUCGUAUUCGUUUUAUAAGCAUUAUUUACAUUAAUAUUUGCUUCUUUGUUUACAUGUAUAACUGAAAUUAAAUCAUGGCAAAGUUAUUUAAUUAUAAUUGAAUAUUUUAUUUCAUUUAUUCCUCAAAUGGCAACAUUUUUAAUAUAUGUAUUACCGUCAACGACGUAUAUGAAUGAAUUAAAACAUGUUUUAUACAAUGUUUUUAAAAACUCAUUUCUUUUGAGGUAGGACAUUUGAAACUAUUACCUAUUUCCCAAUAGAAAGAACUCCACUGCUUUUUGAAUAACUUUUUACAGGAAAGAGCUAGCGACUUGUGGUUUUCAGUUUUCGAAACUAGACAUCGAGACACAUCGAUCUAUGAAAAAGUCUACCGGCCGAACAAGUUUUACCAUCGUAAGCCCUUCGAAGCAAAAUGUCUGAGCUUGCUAUUUGAAGAUGUGAGACAGCAACCUGGUCUCAAAAAUCAUCUAGUAUAUAGAAGAAAUGUUCCAUUUCUAACGACACAAGUCCCAGCUCUCUAUCCCUCAAGGUUCCGGAGCGAGGGAUGGGAAAGGAAUCAUGAAACCGUGAUCAUGCUACUCCACGAGAAUUUUGUUUCUUCAUCGAACGUUUUUUUGCCUAGGUCACAGAAAUGUAUUUACUAGAGAAGUGUGCUGCUUGCUGUGAUAAUUAUGCACAAUCUAGAAUAUACUUAGGGCUGACCAAAAGUUUGUAGAACAAUAAAUAAAGAGCCCUGUCGAAUAAGAUGACUGUCUCAAUUGCAAAACCAAAUGCAUCAUCGUGCAGAGCUUUUCAAGGUGCAUCGAAUGGUAUAUAAGAAAUCUAUUUUUCGAAGUUCGUAGGGAGCUAGAUCGAGUUUACUGAUGACAGGACAGGAUCCACAAUUGUGGUAAAAGUGCUAUCAAUCCAGAUAGGUAAUCAUCUUUUUUUCUCAAACAUUAGAUAACUGAAGAUGUGAAAUAUAUCAAAUUGUAGCCCAUCAAAGACUUUAUACAACUGUAUAUAGGAAAUAUUUUUUAUGGAGUCCAUCGACUAACAAUGUGGAUGAAUACUGAGUAGCUAUGUACCACAAUUUUGGAUCCUGUCUCCUCGUCAGUAAACUCAAUCUAAUUUCCUACGAACUUGUCGAAAAAUAGAUUUCUUAUAUACCAUUCGAUGUGCCUUGAAAAGCUUUACACGAUGAUGUAUUUGGUUUUGCAAUUGAGACAUAGUCAUCUUGUUCGACAGAGUCCUUUAUUUAUUGUUCUACGAACUUUUGGUUAGCCCUAAGUAUUAUGCUCGAUGCACGCGAAUUUAUGUUUCUCUCACAGUUACUUUUUUUGUCUAGUACAUGGGAAUAAUAUAUUUCUAUGAGAGUUAUGCAUGAUCGAGAAGAUAUUAUCGUGUUCCCACGAGAGUUUAUAUCUCCUUUUAGAAUCUUUUGUCUGGUACAGGAGAAUGAGAAUUAUGCUAUGUACUGUGAGGUACUUUUUUGUCUAGGUCAGGGGAAUAACGUAUUCACACGCAAACAUAUGUUGCUUUGUGUGAGAAUUAUGCACAAUCUAGAAGAUAUUGUGCUCUUUUCACGAGAAUUUUGUAUCUCUUCAUAGAAACGUUUUUGAUUCGUUAAAUGAAUCAAACAUCAAACCUGAACCGCGAAACAUGGCGCGGAGAACAAAUACGAGGCCAAAAUUACAGCGUACUAUCGAGAUCAUCUGAAACAAAUGAUUCAUUGAUCUUGUUUGUUGUUGAAAACUGUACAUUGGAUUUGUUCAACAAAUAAACGAUUAUAAUAACUUACUCUGUUCGAACGUUAAACAGGCUGUCAUCACAAGGGUAUUACAAGUGUGUGUAAAGACAAAGCAUUAUGAAACGUCGAAUGUACUGUAUGGAGAUUCUGAUGCAAGGGGGGAAAAAAACAACACUACACUACACUACAAGGGAUUGUCCACUACAGCCCACUACACAUCCACGACCGCCCACCACACAACCACUACAGUGCACUACACAACCGCUACAGCUAACUACAGCCCACUAUGUAACCAAAGUGUGCAAAGUGUAGUGUAGUAUAGUGAAGUGUUGUUUUUUCCCCCUUGAUUUUCUUAGAUAUAUACGUUCACGUUUUUGUUACAGCUGAUUUUUAAAUCUUUUCUGUCUUAAAAGAUGACACGCAGUGUGGCCGAGCGGUCUAAGGCGCCAGUUUAAGGCACUGGUCUCUCCGGAGUCACGAGUUCGAAUCUCGUCACUGUCACUUUGUUUUUAUUUCAAUCACUUUCCAU
Didymodactylos carnosus is the source of this 2746-nucleotide messenger RNA. Lineage: Eukaryota; Metazoa; Rotifera; Eurotatoria; Philodinida; Philodinidae. The record is from the annotation of a GenBank genome assembly.